Molecule: messenger RNA, 850 nt
Organism: Helianthus annuus (common sunflower)
Lineage: Eukaryota; Viridiplantae; Streptophyta; Magnoliopsida; Asterales; Asteraceae
Exons: 1
Coding region: 22-699 (225 amino acids)
Source: RefSeq, a predicted model, not a curated record
CAACUAGAACCCAACCACAAAAUGGCUCACAACAUCUCCUCUUUUCUUUCAUUCCUUGCAAUCAUUGCAGCCCUACAACAGACAACAGCUGUAGACUACACAGUCACCAACCGGGCUGCAGCUACCCCCGGUGGUGUCAAGUUCACCAAUAACAUCGGAGUCGGUUACACCAAACAAACUUUAUUCUCAGCCAAGAAGUUCAUAUGGGCUACAUUCCAACAAAACACAAGAAGAGACAUAAAGAAUGUGGCAAGGGUUAGCGUGUUCAUUGAUGACAUGGAUGGUGUUGCGUAUGCUUCCAACAACGAGAUUCAUGUUAGUGCAAAGUAUAUACAGGGAUACUCUGGUGAUGUCAAGACUGAAAUCACUGGAGUACUUUAUCAUGAGAUGACACAUAUUUGGCAAUGGGAUGGUAAAGGUCAGGCUCCGGGUGGAUUGAUUGAAGGAAUUGCUGAUUAUGUGAGGUUAAAGGCUGGGUACGCACCUAGCCAUUGGGUUCGACCCGGGCAGGGAGACAGAUGGGACCAAGGGUAUGAUGUGACGGCUCGAUUCCAAGAUUAUUGUAAUGGUCUUAGAGGUGGGUUUGUUGCCGAACUUAAUAAGAAGAUGAGGAGUGGUUAUGACAAUGGUUUUUUCGUCGAGUUGUUAGGAAAGACGGUUGAUCAACUAUGGGCUGAAUACAAAGCUAAUGCUAAUUAAGAGUUUCAAUGUUUAGCUUUGAGAAAUGGUGAAAUUUUCAGAUACUUAUGCAUAACUUAAAUAAUGACCUUUAUGUUUUAUUGUCACUAUAGCUAUUGUAAAAGUAUAUGAUGCAUAAACAUUUAAGUUAUAAAACAAGUCAUAAUGUCUA